CACAUAAAACUCAAAAAAGAAGAGUACUCACCCAUCUUUGCUUUUCUUGUUUUGGAUUUUGUUGUAGAUCUUACAAAGAAAGAGAAAAUUGAAAGAUGAUUCAAGAGCUGUUUGGUGGAGGCGCAACAACACUUGUAAGAGAGAGGAAUAUCUCCAUAAAUGGAAUUUUAGAAGGUUCAUCCUCACCUUCACCAUCUCCUUCUUCUUCUGCAAACACAAUAACCACAGCUGCAACUACAACAGCAACUCCAAAUACUACUGCUGCUACAUCAUCAUCAACCUCACAAUCUUUAGAUCACCAAAAUUUGAGGUGCCCAAGAUGUGAUUCUUCCAACACUAAAUUCUGUUACUACAACAACUACAAUCUCACCCAACCUCGCCAUUUCUGCAAGACUUGCCGACGUUAUUGGACUAAAGGUGGUGCACUCCGUAAUGUACCAAUCGGCGGCGGUUGCCGGAAGAACAAGAACAGCAGUGUUUCGAUCUCCACCGGAAAAUCUAGCGGCGGUAAAGUGAAGACGGCGUCGGAUAUAGUAAAGGGGAAUAUUGGAUGUAGUUUUGAUCAUGAGCCUCAUUCCAACAACCCUAUUUUAUGGGCUUCUCCACAGAAUUCUCAAUUGUUGGCCUUACUGAAAGCCUCCCAGAACCCUAAUCCGAUGGGAUCACCCAUGACAUCUGAUCAACAUCAGUCAGCAGUUGCCACAGGUGCAUUAAAUACAAGAACCCUAAGCUUAGAUCAUCCUUUAAGUCAGAUUCCUAUUGGUCUCUGCAACUCUUUCUGGAGAAACAAUCAAUAUCAUCAACCACAGCAACAUCAUCAUCACCAUCAGCAGCAACAACAACAGCAUCAGCAGCAGCAGCAGGGAUUGUUAGUUGGUGAGGUUCAAAACUCUGGGGUUCAAGAGCUGUACCAGAGGUUAAGAUCAUCUUCAAAUUACUACACUGAUCAUCAUUCCCAGAUGGGUUUCAGCAAUGUGGCUUCUUCCACACCAUCUUCUUCAGCAAUCUUGGAACCAAAUCAAGUUUCUGGUGGGGAAUUAGGUUAUUGGAGUACUCCUUCAUUCUCAUGGUCUGAUCUACCCACCACCAAUGGUGCAUUCCCUUAAGAAUCUAAUUAUUAUCUCAUCUCUUCCUUGACAAACUAAUUAUCUCAUCUCUUUCCUUCAUCAAUUGUUGUUGUUGUUGUUGUUGCUUGUUUGGGGUUAUGGUCUUUUUAUGUUAUUACUUCUUGAUGUCUUUGUGUGUAUGUGUGCUUAGCUUGUUAAUUAGUAU
Messenger RNA from Telopea speciosissima, 1272 nucleotides. Its product is annotated as dof zinc finger protein DOF5.7-like. Lineage: Eukaryota; Viridiplantae; Streptophyta; Magnoliopsida; Proteales; Proteaceae. The record is from RefSeq and is a predicted model, not a curated record. Bases 96 to 1106 code for a protein of 336 amino acids. Gene Ontology annotation, biological process: regulation of DNA-templated transcription. The transcript has a single exon. Gene Ontology annotation, molecular function: DNA binding; DNA-binding transcription factor activity.